AUGCGCUUCGAGGGCCCACUCGACGAGGCGCUCCUCGGCCUCCAGGACCUCUUCGAGGCGCUGCUCCUCAGGCUCAAGCACCCGGCCCCCGCGGACGACGAUGUCGCCGGCGCCGAGGGAGACACGGUCGGAUACGAGCUGGGCACCGACGACGAGGUGGAGGCCGCGGCGAGGAUGGCCAGGACGCUCGCCGGCAACGACUGCUUGGACAUCUGCCUCGAUAUCUACGUCAAUGCAAGGUACAGGAGAGCGGCCAAGGCGAUGAUGCGGCUCAACCCAGCGUACCUCAAGUCGUACACGGCAGAGGCCAUCGACGCCAUGGAGUGGGAGUCGCUGGAGUCUGCCAUGGCCCUGUGGAGCCCGCAUUUCCACGUGGCUAUCGCCUCCGUGCUCGCGGCAGAACGCCAGCUCUGCGCCCGCGUGCUGGAGCCCCUGCCGCCGGCGGUCUGGCCCGAGUGCUUCGCCAAGAUCGCCGCCCGCAUCGUCGCGGCGUUUUUCCGCUUCGCGGACGGCGUGGCUACCGCGGCGAGAGAGCCGCAGAGGCUGUUCAAGCUGCUCGACAUGCUCGAAGCGGUGGUCCGGGAGCGGGAGCGCCUCGACGAGCUCUUCUCCGGCGAGUCGGCCACGCUGGUUGCCAUCCGCGAGCGCACGCGCGAGGUGGAGCGCGCCCUGGCGCGCGCCGCGGCCGGCGUGUUCUUCGAGUUCGGCCUCCGCAUCGAGACGCAUUACGUCAACAGCGCGGGCGCCGACGUCGGGCACGUGCCAAAGAUCGUGCGGUACGCCGUGAAUUACCUGAAGUGUCUCGCGUCUGACGACUACCGCGCGCUAAUGGACAACGCGCUGCGCGCGGAGCGGGAGCGCAGCGACGAGGACGACGGGAGCGAGGGCGGCGACCGCGCGCCGCUCGCCGAGGCGGCGUCGAACGUGCUGGAGGCGCUACACCGGCACGUCGAGGCGGCGCGCCGGGUGUGCACGGACACGGUGGCGUCGCACGUCAUGGCCAUGAACGCGUACUGGUACAUAUACAUGCGCGCCCGGGGCUCGGAGCUGGCGAAGCUGAUCGGUGAGGACACCAUGAGGCGCCGGUACAAGGCAGCGGCUGAGGAGGCGGCAUGGGAGUACCAGGACGCUGCGUGGAACCCGCUCGUCCGGCUGGUCGGCGGCAGCAGCUCCGGAGCGCCCAAGAUCUGGUCACCGGACGAGGCGCGGGAGAAGGCAGCGGCGUUCGCCGACACGCUCGAGGAGCGGGUGAGGAGGCAUGGGGCCGAGUACAAGAUACCGGACGGCGACCUCCGGGAGCAGAUCAAGGCCGCAGCGGCCAAGGCGGUGCGCGGCGCGUACGCCGGAUUCUUGAAAGCCAAUGACAGGGCCGUGGCCAGCGGCCGGAGGGAGCACCUGCCGGUGGACGUCAUUGAGGGGAUGGUUCGGCGGGUGUUCGACGAAAUGGGCGAUGGCGUCACCGGCAGCAUCGGCCGAGCGAGGAGCAGCCGGAGCCGGCGGGAGUCGAGGGAGAGCGGUAAUCUAGAGGGGUUUGACGGCUAGACGAGCACCAUAGACGCUAAUGCUGUAUGAGGCCUCCAAAGAGUGUUAUGUAACCUGUCAAUCGCCACUUUAAUAUGUAUCUGAAAACUAAUAAACUCAGAAUUAAGUAAAA
Phragmites australis (common reed) is the source of this 1654-nucleotide messenger RNA. RefSeq names its product exocyst complex component EXO70I-like. Gene Ontology annotation, cellular component: exocyst. Gene Ontology annotation, molecular function: phosphatidylinositol-4,5-bisphosphate binding. Lineage: Eukaryota; Viridiplantae; Streptophyta; Magnoliopsida; Poales; Poaceae. Gene Ontology annotation, biological process: exocytosis. The coding region runs from base 1 to 1542 and encodes 513 amino acids. The transcript has 2 exons. The record is from RefSeq and is a predicted model, not a curated record.